Molecule: messenger RNA, 777 nt
Organism: Punctularia strigosozonata HHB-11173 SS5
Lineage: Eukaryota; Fungi; Basidiomycota; Agaricomycetes; Corticiales; Punctulariaceae
Exons: 4
Coding region: 25-717 (230 amino acids)
Biological process (GO): iron-sulfur cluster assembly
Cellular component (GO): mitochondrion
Molecular function (GO): 2 iron, 2 sulfur cluster binding; 4 iron, 4 sulfur cluster binding; iron ion binding
Source: RefSeq, a predicted model, not a curated record
GCAGCCGCCAGCGCCCCCCUCGACAUGGCCCGUACCACAUUACACGGACAUGCACGGCACAGCAGCAUAGCCUCGACUAGUGCGACGAGGCAGGACAAUUCGAGCAACUCAGCUACUUUGACUGUCCACACUGGUAGGGGAGCGACCUCUCCCACUGGCUCCGUUGCAUCGUAUAUCGCACCCCGGCAUGGUCGCUCUGCUUCUCAGAUAUACUGGUCUCGCGAAUUCUCCACCACACCUUCGGCUCGCGCCGCGCUAGCCACACACCCACCUGCGCAACAGUGCAGGGUUACGUCUGCCCCGACAGCCGACGCGUUGGAAGAUCUAGAAGUUGAUGUCGAGCCAAUACCCGAAACCGAGGCGAAGAUCGGGCUCACGGAAAGGGCUGCCGAGCAACUGCGGAAGAUAAGUCAGCGAGAGAAAGUGGAUGAUGUUGCCCUCCGCAUUGCGGUGGAGGCAGGCGGGUGUCAUGGCUAUCAAUAUAAGAUGGACCUUGCCUAUUUAUCGGAGGGAAAGCAGCCGGAAGACUACGUCUUCGAGCAUCCUCAGGUCCGAUCCGCGCGGGUCGUAGUCGACGCAGUCUCUCUCGCAUUGUUGAAGGGAUCAACGAUAGACUAUGCGACCGAGUUGAUUGGGUCUUCGUUCCGUGUUGUGGACAAUCCGCAAGCCAAGGGCUCGGGAUGCGGUUGCGGGGUCAGUUGGGAGGCAAAGUUCUAAUGUAGUCGCAGAGGAUAUCUUCCGUAGGUAGUACGCACUCAUAAUACAUCUGUACUAUCC